Messenger RNA from Fusarium verticillioides 7600, 126 nucleotides. RefSeq lists its product as hypothetical. The transcript has a single exon. Lineage: Eukaryota; Fungi; Ascomycota; Sordariomycetes; Hypocreales; Nectriaceae. The record is from RefSeq and is a predicted model, not a curated record. Bases 1 to 126 code for a protein of 41 amino acids.
AUGGAGCUCUUUGCUGGGCCAUUCACCAUCAAUCUUGACCCUCCAUCCUCAACCUAUCCCACCAUUCACGGCGGCGACAUGACCCGCGCGCUACCAGCAGAGCAAAGCAAGGAGGAACCCAUUUGA